AUGACUGUCACAUACGAAUCCCCCGCUCGGGGAACUCACGCAUCCAUGGCCAGCUUGGAGGAACGCUUCCAAGUCAUGAAGGAAGUCGGCGAUGGGAGCUUUGGCAGCGUGGCAUUGGCUCGCGUCCGCACGGCGGGCGCUCACAUCGCCCGAAGAGGCACAAUGGUUGCCAUCAAGACAAUGAAGAAGACCUUUGACUCACUCGGUCCAUGCUUGGAAUUGCGGGAAGUCAUCUUCUUGCGCACCUUGCCCGUUCACCCUCAUCUCGUCCCCGCCCUCGACAUCUUUCUCGACCCCCUGAGCCACAAGCUGCACAUUUGCAUGGAAUAUAUGGAUGGAAACCUCUACCAACUGAUGAAGUCCCGCGACCACAAGUACUUCGACGGCAAGCAUGUGAAAAGUAUCCUGUACCAAAUCUUGGCAGGUCUAGAUCAUAUCCACGCCCACCACUUCUUCCACCGCGACAUCAAGCCCGAAAACAUUCUCGUCUCUACCUCUACGCCGGGUGACUCGACCUUCAGUCGCUACUCAAAUCUCGUCACGCCGCCCUCUUCCCCGCCCACCUAUAUUGUCAAGAUUGCCGACUUUGGUCUGGCACGCGAGACUCAUUCCAAUCAGUCUUAUACGACCUAUGUGUCAACACGAUGGUACCGGGCGCCCGAGGUCCUUCUGCGGGCGGGCAUUUACUCCGCUCCCGUGGACAUGUGGGCGGUCGGUGCCAUGGCGGUCGAAAUCGCGACACUGAAGCCCCUUUUCCCGGGCGGCAAUGAGGUCGAUCAGGUUUGGCGAGUGUGUGAAAUCAUGGGCAGUCCCGGCAACUGGUACAGCAAGUCGGGAGCUAAGAUUGGCGGGGGAGAAUGGCGGGAGGGCUCACGACUGGCCCACAAGCUGGGCUUCACCUUCCCCAAGAUGGCACCGCAUGCCAUGGACACCGUGCUGCAACAGCCCCAGUGGCCCGCGGCGCUCGCCGACUUCGUCACCUGGUGCCUGAUGUGGGACCCUAAAAAUCGCCCGACAUCAAGCCAGGCCCUCAGCCACGAAUACUUUGCCGAUGCCGUCGACCCAUUGCGUCCCAAGUCCUCUACUUCAUCGCGCUUGCUGGGCCGCAAGCCCUCCGACAAGAGCUUCAAGUCUCCCAUUCUCACCCCCAGCGAUUCCCCCCACCCUCUCCUCCAAGCCGUCCUGGUUCCGUCGCUCAGCCCUGCCCCUACGUUGGAGGAUGAAAGCCCCGUGAGACCCCCAGUGGUGUCUCACAACACUGUGCCUGAGCUUCAACUCGCCAAGUCGCGACCGGCUAACGCUAAGCGAGCCACGUGGGCCAGUGGUGCUCCCAUGCCCAUUCUCCCCUCAAUUCGCCCCGUCUCGCCUCUUUCCAAUUCGGUGACGGCACAAGCCAAUGCGACCGUGGCCCAUGGUGAGACCUCCCAACCCUCCGAAGGAGACCCGUCCAAAGUCAAGAAGAUUGGCCGCCAGCUCUCUCUCAAUUCCAAUGGCAACCACUAUACCGAUGCGCAUCGCCAAGAAGCCGAGCGUAUCCUGAACGGCUCUGGCAGCAUUACGCCGACCACCAAGGAGAGCUUCUUUUCGCACCUGCGCAAGCGUGCCCGUCGCCUUUCUGGCCGUAAUCAAGCCAACUCGACACCCGAGGACGUCGAAGCCAACGCGGGUUGCAUGCCCUGGUCCAAUCGCUCAUCUAUGGCGCUUGACGGAGCCAGUCUCAAUGAGUCUAAGCCUCAGUCGGAUUUGAGUGAAUUAGACAAGGCUCUGCAGAGUGUCAAGUACUCCCUGGAUAGUUCCAGCCUUGGCAACGUCCCCGUCAAUCUGGGCAACACCUCUGACCACACCGUCAAACGUCAAUCUAUGCCAACGAGCAAUCCCGGUCCCAUCUCAAGUCGCACGCGGCGAGCACUUCAAAUGACUAGCCAUCCCGUUCAUCGAUAUGAGACCCCCGAGGAAGAGGAUGAGCUGCUGGAUGAAGUUUUGCAGUCCGCGAACACGGCCGCGAGACGACUUGCUCAACCGCAGUCCUUGCACUCUCACCCGGACAUGACGCAUCGUUUGCUUGACAACACCAAUGCUCUUCCUAGUCCUUACCCCACGCCGUCUCCUACUGCGGGGGCUGAGGGAUACUUUGAGACUCCCAUGAGGCAGAGCAUGGUCAAGCCAGAUCAUGGCAACUCAAACCGACAAUGGCCGACCCCCCCUUACGAAGAGGCCGAGUGGAACAAGAAGGCGACCACUUUACACUUCCCUUCAGGCGCCAACUAUAUCUAA
Molecule: messenger RNA, 2274 nt
Organism: Penicillium diatomitis
Lineage: Eukaryota; Fungi; Ascomycota; Eurotiomycetes; Eurotiales; Aspergillaceae
Product: serine/threonine-protein kinase
Exons: 3
Coding region: 1-2274 (757 amino acids)
Biological process (GO): intracellular signal transduction; protein phosphorylation
Cellular component (GO): cytoplasm; nucleus
Molecular function (GO): ATP binding; protein serine/threonine kinase activity
Source: RefSeq, a predicted model, not a curated record